AUCCUGGUAUGAAUAUCGCCCCAGGCGCCCGCACUCUUUGGGGGGGCCGGAAGCCCAGGAGCCCCGAGAGGGCGCUGGUCCGAGGUGGGCAGCGCAGCAGGGACCCCCGGAGACUGACCGGCGCCUGGGACUCGGGGCUAUGACGCCAUGAACCCCGACGGGGGGCCCGCAGCACAGCCCCGAGGGUGAAGCGGGGCGGACGCCGCAGGCCGAAGAAGCUUUGCAAGCCGCUUCCCUCUACGUCUCCAGGGAGGAGUGGGCAGAGGUGGGGGACCGGGAGAAAUGCCAGAACAUGAAGAGGAAGUUGGACGUGCUCACCAGCCUAGGUCUCAGGGCCCCUCGACCAGCUUUCCUGUGUCACCACCCCAGGCAGGCCACCGAGCUCCAGGAGGAGGACCCUGAGGACUCUGAUGAAGAAUGGACUCCAAGGCAGCAAGUGACACCUUCUUGGGUAACUUUCAGAAGGGAACAGAGGAAACACCAGAAGGCAACAUCCGGGGUGCCAUUAAGCAAUGAAUAUAGUUUGGAGGAAUUGUCAAGUACAGCAAAUUUGAUGACUGCAAGUGACUCAGAGCAGGCCCAGAAACCAGUGUCCCCUCCUGGAGAAACACGUGCCUUUGGAAAGCACACUAGACAAAAAUCGGAACUCAGGAGGAAGGAGAUGGACGUGAAGAUGUACAGCCUAGAAGAAAGAAAGGACUGUGUGUACCAAGAGGUCACUGAGCCCCAGGAUGAUGACUACCUUUAUUGUGAGAACUGUCAGAACUUCUUCAUUGACAGCUGCGCUGUGCAUGAACUCCCUGCAUUUGUAAAGGACAGUGCAGUGGACAAGGGGCAUCCCCACCACUCAGCCCUCACCCUGCCCCCUGGGUUGAGAAUCGGGCCAUCCUGCAUCCCUGAGGCUGGGCUUGGAGUGUGGAAUGAAGCAGCUGAUUUGCAAGUGGGUCUGCACUUUGGCCCUUAUGAAGGACACAUAACAGAACAUGAAGAGGCAGCCAAGAGCAGACACUCCUGGCUGAUCGCCAAAGGGAGAAACUGCUAUGAGUAUGUGGAUGGAAAGGACAGGUCCUGGGCCGACUGGAUGAGGUUUGUGAGCUGUGCCCGGGAUGAUGAAGAGCAGAACCUGGUGGUCUUUCAGUACCACAGGCAGAUUUUCUACCGAACCUGCCAUGUCAUUAGGCCGGGCCAUGAGCUGCUGGUCUGGUGCAGGGACGAGUAUGGCCAGGAGCUGGGCAGCAAGUGGAAAAGAGAGCUCGCAGCUGAGAGAGCAGAACCAAAGCCAGAGGUGCACCCAUGUCCCUCCUGCUCUCUGGCCUUCUCCAGUCGGAAAUUCCUCAGCCAACACGUGAAACUCAGUCAUCCCUCUUAGAUUCUCCCAGGAACAUUUGCAAGAAAACACCUCCAAGCAGAGGAACCCUGUCCAGAGGGUCAGAAUCAGCAGCAGCAAUGUACUAAUACACACAGCUGGAAUGAUACAGCUGAAGGUCAAGAGGUCAAGGAGAGGUCCAAACCUUUGCUUAAAAGGAUCAGUCAGAGGAGAAUCUCAAAACCCUUUUUCCAACCUUCCAAAGAACAAAUGAGCUCUAGUGAGCACAAGAGACCGAUGGAAGAAGAGCCCCAGAGAGGCCAGAGGACACAGGCAAGUUACUUGUGAAAGUAGGAAUGCCAAGAAUUGUAAUGAUUGAGCAUAGAGGGUAUUGGCAAGGCUUCAGUGAUGGGUCACAUCUCAUCACACACCAGAGGACACACUCAGGGGAGAAGUCCUAUGUUUGUAAGGAGUGCGGGAGAGGCUUUACACAGAGACCAAGUCUCAUCAGACACCAAAGGAAACACUCAGGGGAGAGUCUGUCCCCUGUGUUUGCAGGUGGACUGAGUGAGUCAUUAUUUUGAAAUUGCAUAUCAAUAUCUAUAGGAAGUCUAUGGCCCCUUACUCUCCACAAGAUUGUAAUUUAUACAGAAAUAACUGGUUAAACAAACCCUCCAGUUUCAUUACACGAGAUGAAAUGGACAAACAGUUCCAUAGUGAUACGGGGAUGUCAGCACCAAACUCGUUCAUGGUUUUUUGACCUAUUCUAAAAUGUUUUGUCUCCAUACACAUCUCUCAUUCUCCCCAUCACUGAAAGCAAAGGGGUCCUGAAGAGCCACAAAAAACUCAUACACUCAGCCACAGAAAUUAAGCUCCUACUAAUGUGUAAGUCUGGAGUCAGUCUACUUUGGUUACUGCCCAGAGAGGGAUUUGAGAGGGACUCAUCAAGGAAGGAAAUUCCCCAGACUCCUGAGAUAUAGGAGACUUCUGUGUGGCAUGGGCCUGGACAGGACCCAUGCCAUUUUGAAACUGGCUCUUUGCAAAAACUCCCUCACCCUAAAUUGAGGCAAAAAACAUUUACUACAUAUCUUUAACAUAACUUCCUAAAGUCUAUGCUGAAUUUACCAAGGAAGAGUGUAACCAGUUCAACCACUUUUCCCUUUGCAUUUGCAAAUAUCCUUCUGUGAUGUGAUUAGUGGUAUCCUCUCCUCUGUUUUCUGUAAAAGGUAACCAUCUAAACUGAACUUCUGCAUAGUAAAUGAGGACCAUCAUGUAAUGUGCCCAGAGAAGCAAUAAAAGCCUGUCAAGGCAGGGGUCAGGGCACUCUCCCUUUGAGAAUGGCUAGGCUGUCCAUUUUCAUCCACAGGACUUGGUAGUCUGUGAAUUUGUCUCAGAUCUCAUCCACAGUGUCUCGCACCCCACAAGGUAGGGUCCAUAUCCCUGGGAAGGGGGCCUUUUCUCCUAAUCAGCUCCCUACCCCUUCUCCCUUGGCUUCUCUUGGCUCUUCUGGUUUCCUACAACCUCUGGAGCCUGAGAGGUGAAUGGCAGGGAGGGAUGGAUGCUUGUGCGUGGAUGUGAGCCUGGCUGAAUCUGGGCACCUGUUCUUCCUCCUUGCUGCCUUUUCAGGGUCAGCAUUUCCUGGUGCACAGCAUACAGAUUCCACAUCAGUCCAUACUGGGUGUGAAUCUCAGCUCUGUUCUCUCCAGCUGUGUGACCUAAGGCAAGAUUCUCAACUUCUCUCUGCCUGCUUCCUAGUCUGUACAAUGGAAAUGGGAACUCCAGCCUUUCAGUUUGACAUUCAAAGUUGAGUCAGCACAGACAGAAUGUGGCAAGAGGAUCGCUGAAAUUGCGAGUCCUGCUGAACAGACUUUGGUGUCCAUGCCCUCUGGGUCUUUAGUGCUGAACAAAGGAAGAUAAGGACAGGGUAGAGGUCUGCAGCCAAAUUCAGAAUUUGAGCAGACCCCACUGCUUUCCCCACAUAGACUGAGCUGCCCUGAGAAGGAGGUCUGAGGUUGGGGAUUCCCUUCCCUGCAGGUCACCCCCCUCACACUGACCCUGCGCAUCCUCAGAGCCUACUCAACACAGGCAGGCAGUGCUGAGAGUGAGCUGUGAAAGAAGACCCUCACCCACCCCUUGCUGAGAACUGACGGGGGAACAGCACCUGCCUGCACUGGGGUGUUAGGGUAGAUGGUGAGCUAAGGCAGGGAGGACGAGGAAGACAUGUCUCACCCACAAACUCAGCAGUCCUGAGCCUGGUCCAGUUCUACUGCCAGAUGUUCCAGCAUCACAAGAAACACCAUGCUAACACGUUGAAAUUCCAGGUAUUGUCUCCACUACCUGGGAAAGAAAGGCUUUGGGACUAUUCAUCCCAAGCCCUAGAAGAUGGGAGGGGGUCUGCAGCACUGAAGAAAAGGACCCAUAAAACAAAUUUGGCUAAUUCCUUGCCUCUGGCCACUACCUGUUUUAUGAGAGGGUCCCUAGUGCUUACAGAAAGAGCCCAUUGGUAACUUUGGGUAACUGCCUCAACUUUAACCGUCUCCUGUCAUGUAUCUAUUUUACAAGAUGGCCAAAUGGGGUCUGAAGGAGGUAAGGAUUCAGGCUAUCAACCCCUAUACACACCUACAUUUGGGUAGUCCUGUCCCCUGUGGAAGCUGGCACCACUUUUACCCAUCAAUCAAUAGGUAGAUUCUUUACCCCAUUCCAGCAACUACAUAAGUUCUCAGGACAAAGGACCUGGUGCUCUUGCCACCCAAGCUCUUGCCUUUCACUCCCACCUCAGCAAGACCUGUCCUCUUCAGCAAGAACAUAUCACUAAUAAACCCUGCUUGCAUGCUAAUACA
This is a messenger RNA of Artibeus jamaicensis (Jamaican fruit-eating bat), 4146 nucleotides long. Its product is annotated as histone-lysine N-methyltransferase PRDM9-like. The coding region runs from base 293 to 1369 and encodes 358 amino acids. Gene Ontology annotation, molecular function: histone H3K36 methyltransferase activity; zinc ion binding; histone H3K4 methyltransferase activity. Gene Ontology annotation, cellular component: nucleus. The record is from RefSeq and is a predicted model, not a curated record. Gene Ontology annotation, biological process: positive regulation of reciprocal meiotic recombination; regulation of DNA-templated transcription. NCBI's taxonomy places the organism in Eukaryota, Metazoa, Chordata, Mammalia, Chiroptera, Phyllostomidae. The transcript has 11 exons.